Messenger RNA from Daphnia pulicaria, 1306 nucleotides. Its product is annotated as nucleolin-like. The transcript is spliced from 2 exons. Bases 125 to 1099 code for a protein of 324 amino acids. The record is from RefSeq and is a predicted model, not a curated record. NCBI's taxonomy places the organism in Eukaryota, Metazoa, Arthropoda, Branchiopoda, Diplostraca, Daphniidae.
CUGGAUGGGUUAUUAUACCUGACACGUAUAAAAACGGGCCGUCAUUUCGGUAAGAAGACACAGACGAGCUUCGUCAUCAGCACAUUGACGAGCUUCUUCCACCUUCCAUCGCAUCACCGUCGUCAUGGCAAAGGCAUCUUCCCUAUUGGCCGUCCUUUGCGGACUGGCCUCACUGAGCGCAUCGUUCGCCGACCCUUCCAUAUUGUACGGAGCUGUUCCAGCAGCCAAGUAUCCAGCUCCUGCCACUUAUCCAGCUCCUGCUACCACUUAUCCAGCUCCGGCUACGACUUAUCCAGCUCCGGCCGCUUACCCAGCACCAGCCAAAUAUGAGACUCCAGCUCCCACCACCACCACUCCAAAGUACGAAGCUCCUACCACCACGACCACUCAAAAAUACGAGGCUCCUACUACCACUACCAAGUACGAAGCUCCUACCACCACAGUUAAGUACGAAGCUCCUGCCAAAUACGAGAAGAAGGAAGAAUACCCGAUGAAAAAGGAAUACAAAAAGGAGGAAUAUCCAUCGCCGAUGAAGAUGCAAUACGGCGGCAAGAAGUACAAACGUUCCAGCAUCGAAGAGGAUGCUGAAGAAGCCAAGACGGACAAAGUUGCCGAGGAUUCCGAGAAGAUGGAAGAUCCAGUCGGGAAAUUUCCGCGCAAAGUUGUCCAGACCGUAAGAGACGCCGUCAUCCAGGAUCUCAUGUCUAUGAUGGACGACGACCUGGACCUUGAGGAGUUGAAUAAUUUCGCCAACGAUGGAGAAGAGGAAACUGACGAACAAAUAAUGAACGAAGACGAAGAAGAGACCCCGGAAAUGGACACCAUGGACGAUGGUAUGGACAGCGCUCAAGCCGAUCCUAGGAUGAUGAAAAACUUCCGCUUUCUACUCCGCAAGCGCAUCCAGACAAAAAUGAUGUGUCGUCGUUAUCCUGGCAUAUGCGCCGGACGUCGUCGCCCGUUGGUGAGCCGUCCAAGGCCCAUCAAACGUCGUCCGUUAGUGUCCAUCAGGCCGACCUUCCGUCCGACAAUCAUGAGAUUUCCAUGCGUCAGCUGCGGCUGGUGCGGCGGCAAGUGUUUUUGGAUUCGCAUUUGUUGCUGAUUUAUUCCAACUCCGUAGCCUAUACCUGAAUGGCUCAAACUCUUUCACCGACCGCAUUUCCCCCCCCCCCCCCACAUAAUUUUAUUUGCUCUUCUCUUCUUUUAAUUCUAUAAUUGAAUGUCGUUGGUUUGUUGAUGUGAUUGCGAUCUGGAUUUUUGUUAACUACAAAUCGGGCUGAUUCAUUUAAAUAAAUUAAGUUUCUCUGCA